Molecule: messenger RNA, 5937 nt
Organism: Poeciliopsis prolifica (blackstripe livebearer)
Lineage: Eukaryota; Metazoa; Chordata; Actinopteri; Cyprinodontiformes; Poeciliidae
Gene: crb1
Product: crumbs cell polarity complex component 1
Exons: 13
Coding region: 145-4005 (1286 amino acids)
Biological process (GO): establishment or maintenance of epithelial cell apical/basal polarity; heterophilic cell-cell adhesion
Cellular component (GO): plasma membrane; protein-containing complex
Molecular function (GO): calcium ion binding
Source: RefSeq, a predicted model, not a curated record
CGGAUGGCGCUCCAGCUCCAAGGGAGCAGAAAUGCGCGUCAAGUGGGUCUGGCGCUGACAACCGCGGCGGAGCAGCUGCAGAGACACUGAGGCAGAUCCACUCAUGACUGGACUUCAACUCCACGAACAGGAUGGUUCAUCGCAAUGAAAAUGUAUUUUCCUCGCUGUGGUCAUUUUGACAUUCUUACUUGGAUAGUUUUUAGUUCUUCGCAGCUUCUGCUAGAUGGUGCGUCCCCAGACAAGCCGUCUCAGAUUCCAGACCCCUGCCUCCAGAACCUGUGCCAAAAUCAGGCAAUAUGCAGAACCCGUGGGAACGGCUACGCCUGCUUCUGCGUGCCAGGUUUCCAGGGCGCUCACUGCCAGAUAGACGUGAACGAGUGCGCUUCACAGCCCUGCAGGAACGGAGCCACCUGUGUGGACGGAGUGGGUCGAUUCUCCUGUUUGUGUCCUCCUGGAUUCACAGGAACCACUUGUGAGCUGCAGGUCGACCAGUGUCAGUCACAGCCUUGUCUUCACCACGGCACUUGUGUUAACCACGCCACAGGCUUUCGGUGCAUCUGCCAUGUUGGUUUCCAAGGAGACCGAUGCGAAAUCGACACAGACGAUUGCCAGGAGCAGCCAUGCCAAAACGGGGCUCUGUGUGUCGAUGGGGUGAAUGAAUACAGCUGCGACUGCUCACACCCAGCAUUCACUGGGCGGCACUGUGAGACGCUGCUGCCACAGUGCAACUCUGAUCCCUGCUUCAACAGCGCCGUCUGUAGGGACGACCAGGGUAACUACACCUGUGAAUGCUGGCCGGGGUUUGAGGGACGUAACUGUGAGAUAGACAUGAACGAGUGCAGCAGCAGUCCGUGCAUGAACGGUGGCAGGUGCAGGGAGAGGUCAUGGCAGGAGCUUUACGGCAGCGAUCCUCUGCUGCCUGACCACUACGACCACAGAUAUGCUGCAGGCUACAUCUGCAUCUGUCCUCCAGGAACAGCAGGUUCCCACUGCCAGGAAGUGGGGAACCAGUGCGAGUCCGGUCCCUGCCAAAAUGGGGGCCGAUGUGAGAGCCUCGAUGGGGGCUUCACCUGCCAGUGCCUCAAACAGGCGCAUGACGGCGUUCUCUACGGAGGUACGAACUGCGAUGUGAAGUUAGUCGGCUGUGAAGGUCACGAGUGCCAGAAUGGAGCCUCCUGCUCUCCGUUCCUGCUGGACGGGACUCACGGUUACACCUGCUCCUGCACGCCAGGAUACACCGGACCGCUCUGCAACACCCCGACCACGUUUUCCUUUGAGCGCAGAGGUUACCUGUUGCUUCACAACCCCCUGGUGAACGCUGAUCUGACCACCAACAUCACACUGAGCUUCAAGACUGUUCUGCCAUCUGCCAUGUUGUUCCAGAGGAACAUCAGGGGGAUGGUGCUGCAGCUUCAGCUGGACAGGGGAGAGCUGUUUCUGAUGCUGUGGAGCGAGAAAUCUGUUGGGUCUGAUGGAGCGAACCAUACUCUGGAGCUUCCACAUAACGUCAUGGAUGGAGAGUGGCACACUGUGGAGGUUGUGUUCACAAACGAGAUCCUGAGCCUUAGAUUAUUCGAUGACACUGGAAGCUAUGGGAGCCAGUCGUAUCACAUGUUGACCCCAGUCCAGACCAACCUGACAGAGCUUGAGACUUCCUCUCAGGACACAUUUAUAGGGGGGGGCCUCAAAAACCCAAGUUGGUUCAGUAGUCAGCCUAGUUUGCCCGUGUUCAUUGGGUGCAUGCGCGACGUGUUUGUGGACUGGCAGCUCGUUGUUCCAGAGGAAUGGCUGAGCGACUCUGCGGUUAACGUGUCGCCCGGCUGCAGCCACAGGGACCGCUGCCGGGACGAGCCGUGCCAAAACGGAGGCCGGUGUGUGAACCUGUGGCAGAGCUACCAGUGCCAGUGCACAAGGCCUUACGAGGGGCACGACUGUGAGGAGGAACAUGUUACUGCUCGCUUUGGGAAUGAGGACUCUCACAGUUUUGCGGCCUUCGCCAUCAACGACGAUCUGGGUCGGAACCUCUCCGUCUCUCUGUUCCUGCGCACGCGGCGGCAGAACGGACUCCUGCUGGUGCUCUCCAACAGCAGCAGCAGCCCAUACCUGCACAUGUGGUUGGAGAGCGGCAGGGUCAAAGUUCGUCUCCGUAGCUCUGAGAGCGUGAAGGCAGAAAGAGCCGUUCAUGAUGGAGAGGUCCACUUUGUAAGUGUAGAGGUUCUGGAUGGUCGCAUGUCGCUGUAUGUAGCGGGGCAGAAACAGGACGAUGUGGAGGGAAGGACUGUAGACGUCAGUGCAGGUGAUGUCGUUUUUGUUGGAGGUCUGCCGGAGAAGAGAAGCACUUCAGAGUUUGGUGGAUUUUUCAAAGGCUGCAUCCAGGAUUUGAGGAUCGGCGACACGAGGCUGCAGUUCUUCGGGCCGGACACUUCGCUGACAUCAUAUCCUCUUCAGCAAAUAGAACAUGUGAUUCAGGGCUGCCCUGGAGACAACGCCUGCACUAGAAAUCCAUGUUUAAAUGGGGGCAUUUGCUUCUCUGGUUGGGACGACUUCACCUGCACCUGCCCCGCCAGCACAGCAGGGCGGCACUGUGACGAGGUAAAGUGGUGUGAGCUGUCCCCAUGCCCCGCACCUGCCGAGUGCAAGAUGCUGCAGGAGGGAUAUGAAUGUUACUCCAAUGCAACUUUCCUGAACGACAGCACUGUGAUGACCUUUCGGGGAAACGGCCACAUAUUCCGAAACAUCACCAGCCUGUCUCUAAACCUCCGCACACGGAGGCGCAACGCAGCCAUCCUGCAUGCGGAGAAAGGCUCCUCCUUCAUCACGGUUUCUGUUCAGGAUGGUCUCCUCUUCAUGGAGCUCCAGAGCCCCUUUGGUGGCCUCAGCGGCUCAGAGGAGGAGAAAGAGGAGAAAUCAGAGGAGAGGCUGUUGACGGUGAGCCUCGGCAGCAGGAGGAGCAUCACUGACGGCGAGUGGCACGCCGUCCAUCUGUUCAUGACGGCGCCGUGGGCUCAGUCCUCUCGCUGGACUUUGGUUCUGGAUAAUGAGCUAGAGGAAGCCAGCUUCUCCAGGAGCCAGGGCAGCAACCUGAACUUCCUCAGGGACGGGGCGGACGUCUACCUGGGUGGCCUGGCUCCGUUCACUGGCUGGUCCCUGACCGGCUGUCUGGGAACAGUGGAGCUGGGCGGCAUCGCUCUGCCUUACUUCAGCUCCUCGGAGGUGAACCUGCCGCGCCUGCAGGUCGAGCAGUUCGUCCAAAAAUCCCCGAACCCGGCGCUGCCCGGCUGCAGAGGCACCCCGGUGUGCGAGCCCAGCCCCUGUCUCAACGGCGGCCAGUGCCAGGACCUGUUCAACACCUACAACUGCACUUGUGCUGAGGGCUGGGCCGGCAGACGCUGCGACGUCCUGAUAGACACCUGCGCUUCGAACCCUUGUCUCCAUGGCAACUGUAGCAUCAACGGGCUCAGCUACAAGUGCACCUGUGAGUUCGGGUUCACAGGUGUGCACUGUGAGGAGCAGGUGGAUGUGUGUAGGAACCACCUGUGUGCCAAUGGAGCCACCUGCCUCCAUGGGCCGGAUAAGUACGCCUGCCUCUGUGCCGAGAACUACACCGGACCGCUCUGCAGCGAACGCGUGGAAGAACUUCCUUGGUACAUCGUUGUCAGAAAAAUCACGCCCAAGCUGCCUGUUUCUGUGUGUGGUGACGAAGUCAGGAAUUAUACCUGCUUCAACGGAGGGAACUGCACUGACCGGGAACUCUCCUGCGACUGUCCUGCAGGAUUCGUUGGACACAGGUGUGAGCAGGAUGUGGACGAGUGCAAAUCCAACCCGUGUCUGAACGGCGGCUACUGCAGAAACCUGGUCAACAGGUUCGUCUGCGUGUGCGACAUGAGCUUCGCUGGAGACGUGUGCCAGACGGACGCUGGACGACGGGCCAGAGGUGGACUGGGGAGCAAACGACUGAGUUUGUGUGGGUGUGGAAGGGCUGUGAAUAUCUUUGAGACGCUUUAGGAAAAUGUCUGCAUUUGAAUGAGCAGCUGUCAGGUUGCACGGGAUGAGAAUGGACAUUUAUUCUGGCUAGUACUGAGAAAGAUCAUAGGGACUUCUGUGGUUUGAUUUCAGGGACUACAGAGUGAUUCUGUGCCUUUCAGAUCAGUAGCACUUUAUUUAUAGUCAGUGUUUAUAAAACGUGUUUCGUUUGGUUGAGCACACAUGUCCUGAUUCACAGACACUGUUUUGCAUCUGCGCCUCCAUUUCAGUGUCUAAAUCCCAAAGCAAGUAGCACUAAUGAGACACUGAAGGUAAAACUUCUGCCCUCCUUCUUGGUCAGGAUGCAGUCGCUCAAUAAAGAUCAGUUAAGUCAAAUCUUAAAUUGAUCAGAAAAUUACGCAAUUAUUUGGGAAUGUCUUUAUAAAUUACAAAAUUAGUUUGCAACAAUUUCAGGUUCUCCUCACUCGUCUUAUGAAUUAUUAAAAAAAUGCAGGACAGAAAAUGAGCGCUCCAUUUCCCCUAAAGGCCUGCAAAACGCCAGCUGCAGAUAUUGUUUUGCAGAAGUUUUGUGAAUUAGAUGCAAAAGAAAGGCAGUGCUUUAGUGAAUCAGGCCCUCUGUGUGCAGCUGGAUCACUGGUUGAUGUUUUUCAGUGUCAGUAAUUAGAAUGUUGUGAAAUUCUUUAAGUAGACAAAUAUGAGCAAAAUUUGAAAGGAAUAAAUCAAAGGUUUGCACAGUUGGUACAGUUUGAUUUGCAAUCUUCAAAAAGUAAUGCAAGCCAAGAUUCCAGGCUUCACCAUGAACCAAGUUGUUUAAAGAUGCUAUGCAGUGGUGAAUUUUGUUUUCAGUAAUGUUCAGUCGUAAUGAAAACAUGGCUGAGAAUAAAUGAUGGUUUACUGCAAAAGGAUUUAACAAGAUUUAAACUGUAAAGGUGGGCAGAACUGAAAAAAACCCAAACAAAUCAUUUAGAUUUCUGUGUAUUUGAGUUGAUGACGUCACAGGAGGCUCAAGCAUUGAGAUGUUCAGCAGGGAUUAAUUAAUUUCUACUUUUGAAUGUGGAGUUUGAUUAAAAACUUGUAAAUAAAAAGGGAACAAAAACAAGGAGGAAAAUACAGUCUUAAAGCUUUAAAACAAAAAAACUGACCACUUCUUAUUCUGUAGGAGUCAAACUGUAUAAUGACCUUCAGGAGGCGGUAACUUAGAGAAACUAACAAAAGUGGCAAAGAAUAUUUGUUGCAAUAUUUGAGGAUUUCAAAUUAGAAAUAAUCGUUCACUUUGUUAAUGAUCACCUUGAACUUUCGGGCAAUCUGUUUUCCGUCUGUCCAAUGGCGUAAAAGUCUAAGUUACGAUGUCGUAAAGAGAAGCACGCUCUGCAUUUAGAAAGUAAGUUUUCAGGGAGCUGAGGGAUAAUAUAAAAUUCCAGUUAUUUAUACGAUUCCCACUACCUGAUAACCUGCCAGUCUCGUCUGAACUCUGGGGUUUGGAAGUUGUGUGCGGAUGAAUUUGUGAACUCUGGAAAACAGAGCUGUAGCUACAAAAGCUCCUGGAGGGCCCCGGAUGUCUCGCUUGUUCUUGAUGUGCGUUCAGAGCAGCUCGUGACUGGCUGCUGAUUGUUGUUUGGCACCAAAGAAGAAGUUUUCUGCAUCUAAACCUUUUUGUCUGAGCCAAAGAUAUUUUGAGCCCUAAAUUCUCGGCGGCUUUUCUUCAGCCGUACGUUUAGAAGUGUGACUGCGCGGCUGUGGUCAGCGCUGAAGCAAACAUGAAUGUUUUUCAUGGUAGAUUUCACUUGUGGUUUGAAUUUUAGAACAUCACCAGGGUAUGCGUGUAAUGUCAUGUUCGUCAAUCAUAUUCUGUCUGUGUGUCUCGUCUUUAUCCAUCUUCUGUGUUGUUUAAUAAAACAAAAUCAAGAAAAAUUGUUUUCUGUCCUCUUUUAAUGUCUCUUCACUCAUUUUUCU